Messenger RNA from Chinchilla lanigera (long-tailed chinchilla), 4044 nucleotides. It is a transcript of the gene Fcrl5, whose product is annotated as Fc receptor-like 5. Gene Ontology annotation, molecular function: transmembrane signaling receptor activity. Bases 116 to 3292 code for a protein of 1058 amino acids. The record is from RefSeq and is a predicted model, not a curated record. Gene Ontology annotation, biological process: cell surface receptor signaling pathway. NCBI's taxonomy places the organism in Eukaryota, Metazoa, Chordata, Mammalia, Rodentia, Chinchillidae. The transcript is spliced from 19 exons.
UCUCAGAUGUGUUCCUCAGGGCUGAUGUGAACAGUGUAUUAACUAUAAGAUUAAGAUCAAAUCUGAUAUUCUUGCAAAAACUUCUUGGUCUCAGCUGCGGGUUGUUCCAGUCUUCAUGUUGCUGUGGGCAACGCUACUGGUUCUGGCUCCUGCCAGUGGACAAGUUGCAACUGCACCCAAACCUGUGAUCUUCCUUCAUCCUCCAUGGACUCCGGUUUUUCAAGGAGAGACAGUGAAUCUGACUUGCAGUGGAUUUAGCUUUUCUUCACCAGGGAGAAUAAAGUGGUACCAUGGACAUAGAUUAUUAACGGAAACCGAAGGAAACACCCUGGAGGUCAAACAGUUGGGAGAUUACAGAUGCUGGGUUGGCAGCUCGUCUGUGAGUGACCCUGUGCACUUGGAUUUUGUUGCAGCUGCACUGGUCCUGCAAACUCCACUCUUUGUGUUUGAAGGAGACUCUGCGGUUCUGAGGUGCCGGGCAAGGGCACAAACAGAACUAGACAAUAUCAAAAUUUAUAAGGAUGGUGAAUUACUGGCAUUACUUGGUAAAAACACUGAGUUCAACAUUCAUCGAGCAAGUCUGAGGGACAAUGGUGAAUAUCACUGUACUGGAGUUAGGAAAAAUCUUCACUACGGAGCUCGUUCCAAUACGGUCAAAAUCCAAGUCCAAGAGCUGUUUUCAAGUCCUGUGCUGACGGAUAGCCUCUCUCAGUCCAAAGAUGGGACCCAAGUGACCCUGACCUGUAAGACCCAGCUCUCUCCUCAGAAGUCAGAUGUCAUGCUCCAGUUCUGCUUCUUCAGAAAUAACAAGGCCCUGGAGUCAGGCUGCACUAACAACCCAGAACUCCAGAUUUCUGCCAUCUGGCCUGAAUAUUCAGGGAUCUACCAGUGCAAGGCAGGGGCGGUGAUUUCCAGUGUUUGGAAAGAGAGCCGUGUAUCCCAAAUUCGUGUGCAGAGAGCUGUUGCCAAAGUCCGCAUACCCACACACUCAGCCUCAGAGUCUGUCAUUGAAGGGCAGGAGCUGCUGCUCAUCUGCUUAGUAGAAAUGGACCCAAGGUUCAUUAAGUUCUCCUGGUAUAAAAAAAGAAUAUGGAAUAAGGACGAAAAGAUAUUCUCAGAAGCAAAAUACAAGAUCUCUAUAGUGCAAAGCAGCCAUGAAGGGGAAUAUUACUGUAAAGGUGGACAGUUUACCAGCAAGCCAGUGGUCAUCAAAGUGAAAGUCCCAGUGUCCCAGCCAGUUCUCACCCUCAGCACUGGGAAGACCAAAUUUCUGGAGGGAGAGCGAGUGAACUUUCGCUGUGAGGUCAACAGAGGUUCUCCCGAGAUCUUGUACCAGUUUCUUCAUGAAGACGCAAUCCUUUGGAAGACAAAAACCAGUUCAAGUUUGGCCAGGUUCCCUCUGACUGUAGAACACUCUGGGAACUACUACUGCACAGCUAACAAUGGCUUAGGCCCCAAACGCAGUGAGGCCCUGAAGCUCUCAGUCACCGUCCCAGUGUCCCAGCCAGUUCUCACCCUCAGCACUGGGAAGACCAAAUUUCUGGAGGGAGAGCGAGUGAACUUUUGCUGUGAGGUCAACAAAGGUUCUCCCGAGAUCUUGUACCAGUUUCUUCGUGAAAAUGCAAUCCUUUGGACCAUAAAAUCCAGUUCAAGGUUGGCCAUGGUUUCUCUGACUGUAGAACACUCUGGGAACUACUACUGCACAGCUAACAAUGGCUUAGGCCCCAAACGCAGUGAGGCCCUGAAACUCUCAGUCACUGUCCCAGUGUCCCAGCCGGUCCUCACGCUCCGCACUGCUAAAGCCGAGACCAUUGAGGGAGACGUGGUGACACUUCACUGUGAAGCCCAGAGAGGUUCUCUCCCCAUCCUGUACCGGUUCUAUCAUGUGGACGUCUUGCAGGAGCUCAGCUCAGUGCGCGCUGGUACUGAAGCAUCCUACAGCUUCUCUCUGACCGCAGAGCACUCUGGGAACUAUUACUGCACAGCAGACAAUGGCUCUGGCCCCAAGCGCAGUAAGACUGUGAGCCUCUCUGUCACUGUUCCAGUGUCCGUUCCAAUCUUCACUCUCCAUGCGCCCAGAGUCCCGACUGUGGUGGGGGACGUGAUGGAGCUUCACUGUGAGGUCUUGAAAGGCUCUCCCCCAAUCCUAUUCCUGUUUUAUCAAAAGGAUGUAAUCUUGAAAAGCAUCGAAUCGCCCUCCAAAGGAGGAGCAUCAUUUAAAUUCACUCUCACUGAAGAACAUUCUGGAAACUACUUCUGUGAGGCCAGCAAUGGUCAGAAGGUGCAACGCAGUGAUACAGUGACAAUCAAUGUCAAAGUUCCAGUCUCUCGCCCUGUCUUCACCCUCAGGGGCUCCAGGGCCCAGAGUGUGGAGGGGGAUAUGGUGGAGCUUCACUGUGAGGUCCUGCUAGGCUCUCCCCCCAUCCUGUACCAGUUUUACCGUGACAAUGUCAUCCUGAGGAACAGCUCGGCCCCUUCUGGAGGAGGAGCUUCCUUCAAAUUCAUUCUGACCAAGGAACACUCCGGAAACUACUCCUGUGAGGCUUCCAAUGGCCUUGAAGCCCAGCUCAGUGAGGUGAAGACACUCAAAGUCAUAGUUCCAGUGUCCCGCCCUGUCCUCACUCUCAGGGUCCCCAGGGCCCAGGCUGUGGUGGGGGAUGAGAUGGAGCUCCAUUGUGAGGCCCUGAGAGGUUCUCCCCCAAUCCUGUACCGAUUUUAUCAUGAGAAUGUCACCCUGAGGAACGACUCGGCUUUCUCUGGAAAAGGGGUGUCCUUCAACCUCUCCCUGACUGCAGAACAUUCUGGAAACUACUCCUGCGAGGCUGACAAUGGCCUUGGGGCCCAGCAGAGUGAGGUGGUGACACUUUUUAUCACAGGGCUGGCCAAGAACAGAAGAGGUGCUGUAGCUACAGGAGUCACUGGGGCACUACUCAGCAUGGCAGGCCUUGCUGCAGGAGCACUGCUGUUUUACUUCUGGCUCUCAAGAAAAGCAAGAGACAGGUCUGCCUCUCACUGUUCUAGGAGCCCUUCAGAUUCGAACCCCCAAGAGCACACCUACCACAAUGUACCAGGCUGGAUAGAACUGCAACCAGUGUACAUCAAUGUAAAUCCUAGAGGAGGAGACGUGGUUUACUCAGAAGUGCGAAGAAACCAAGAGGAAAAUAAACAUGCAGCAGCCUCCAGAUCCAGGAUCCUCAGGAACGAGGGUGCCUCUGUCAUCUACUCCCAAGUGAAGGCCUGUACCCUGUCCUCCGGCACCCAGCAGUCGGCCACCUGGGCUCCUCACAGAUGAGUUCACAUGACUUCCCAGCUGUGAUCUCACGCCUGCACCCCAAUGCUCCUAGGGGGAGUGGGAGCACUGAGUGGAAGAAUUUAAACUCUCCCACGUCACAUGCAGCAUCCUUCAUGUCAAAUGUUCUGCUGCAUUCCCGCCCAUCUCCUCAGCUACAGCCCUUCAUUAGUGCUGCUUUUUAUUUAUUGAUAAAUUAUUCUCAAAGCAGAGCCUUUCUGUCUCCUGGCUUCCUCAGUGGCACCCACCAUCCCUCUGUCAGAACCGCUCAUCAGCUCCAGCAUGGAGGUUGUCAAUCGCCAUGGCCUGGGAGCUACUGCAGUCCUCUGGCAAACAAGAAACACACCACCCCACCCCAACAACGGACUCCUUACAGGCCUCCCUCCAACAAUAUGGUGUUUGAUACGCUUCUACCUGCCUCAGACUCCAGGGUCAGCACCGCAUACUGGAGUUACUUCUCUCCUGCCUGUAUACCAACAUCUACCCACUCAAUUUUCAGGUAACAGAUGCCACUGGUCCAGGGAAGAUGGGGAGAACCAAAGUCCCUUAGGUCUGGCUCCCUCUGUGUGACUCCAGAGGGGCCAUUCAUGUGGAUCACGUGCUCCUGAGCCAUCCUUUAGCCAGAGAACCCCCAUCUGCUGGGGCCAAGAGAACUUCUCCGCGGCAUCUUGGGUUUGAUCAGCCACUCCAGGCAGAGGAAGGUGGCAGCCACCAUCUUUUUUUUUUUUUUUUUGGUUUUUCUCCGGUACCAGGAA